AAAAAAAAAAAAAAAAAGAGAGACACUCGGAAAUUUUUUGGACCCACCCCUUAUUCAUAUAGAGAGACAGGACCAUCUCAGUCCUUGACAGUUAAGAACCCUAAACUCAAAAAAGAAGAAGAAGAAGAAGAAGAAGGAAGAAGAAGAAGAAGAAGAUGGAGAUUGAAGCUCGGAACCUGUUGGACGAAGCCUUGGGGACUCUAAAAGGGGGAAUGGUGGUGGUCCAAGACUCUGUGCAGACGAGUGCUUCAUUUGUUCUUCACCACCUCCUCAAGCGCUCUCUUUCUCUUCACUCCUCAGACGUCGUCGUUUUCCUCGCAUUUUCCCACCCUUUCUCUCAUUACGAUCGAAUUCUCAGAAAACUCGGUUGCAACUUGGCUGUGCAAAGGGACAAGAAUAGGUUCUUUUUCUUUGACAUGCUUAUGACUGAAAUUGCAGAUGGAGAUGGAGAAAAGACCAGUGGGGAUGGACUUGUUGCAUUGUAUGGGAAGAUCCAAAAGGUUUUAAGUGCCUUACCUCAAGAGUUGAAAAAAUCUGUUACCAUCAUGAUAGAUGAUGUCUCCCUCAUGGAGGUGGCUGCUAAGUGUUCAACAGAUCAUGUCUUGGACUUUGUGCAUUACUGUCGUGCUUUGACAUCUGAAAUUGGUUGUUCAUUGGUUGUACUUGAUCAUGAGGAUAUCUAUUUGGGCACGGAGAGGCCAACAUUUAUUUUACAGUUGGAGUAUCUAGCUACCGUUCUCAUAAAGGCUGAACCAUUGGCUACUGGCUUAGCAACAGAUGUGCAUGGGCAGUUGACUGUUCUGAACAGGGACGUUUAUGAUGGGCAGGGGAUAUAUAGAAAGAAGAUUUGUAAUUUUCAAUUUAAAGUCAAGGAAAGUAGUAUUGAAUAUUUCUAUCCAGGGAGCAGGACUUGAGAACACAUAUUUCAAAUUCAGGCUCCUUUAGUCCUUCAAGACUGCAUGCAGAUGGAUGCUAACAGCGGAGAAAUACCCUUCUGAUACGGCUACACUUUAGGCUCGUCACUGUAGAAGUAAAAGCUUUUGUUGCAUAUUAUAGAAGAAUCCAAGAUAUUUGUCCUUCAACCUUACAUGGGGUAAGGGGGAGGGAUUUUUGGGGGUAGGGAACGAGAUCGAGGGAAGGCUGUACUUCAAUUGAGGAUGGAGGUGUUCAAUUUAUAUUUGCUCUGUUAAUUUGCAUCCGCAAUUAUACAUGGAAAGAAGCUGUAAUUCUUUUGUCAUGGUAGAGAUGUUAAAUUAGCUUUUGCCUUGUUAUUUUGGAUUCAAGAAUGUAACAAUCUGGGGGCAUGGUGCGGAUGCUGUAUCAUCCACCAUCCACAACUGUAUUGACAUUUUACUGGUUUUUCUGUUGCUAAAUCCUUGGAGAAUGCAUCAUUGGGGUUUGGAUUA
This is a messenger RNA of Ziziphus jujuba (common jujube), 1406 nucleotides long. RefSeq names its product elongator complex protein 6. The record is from RefSeq and is a predicted model, not a curated record. Gene Ontology annotation, biological process: tRNA wobble uridine modification. The transcript has 5 exons. Gene Ontology annotation, cellular component: elongator holoenzyme complex. Lineage: Eukaryota; Viridiplantae; Streptophyta; Magnoliopsida; Rosales; Rhamnaceae. Bases 156 to 914 code for a protein of 252 amino acids.